Messenger RNA from Diabrotica balteata, 405 nucleotides. The record is from the annotation of a GenBank genome assembly. Lineage: Eukaryota; Metazoa; Arthropoda; Insecta; Coleoptera; Chrysomelidae.
AUGAGGGGGUUUAUUGCAGUGGUUGUCUCAUCAUUAUUAGCUCUCAUCCUAAUAGUAUCCCAAUGCAACGCACUUCCCAAUGCUUAUCCGUGGGGCGGCAAUAGAGGCGGCGGUAGGGGCUAUGGCGGAGGUGCAGGAUAUGGCUAUGGUGGCGGAUACGGUGGUGGUGGCGGCGGCGGUGGUGGAGGAGGAGGUGGAGGUGGUGGUGGAUAUGGAGGCGGUUAUGGCGGUGGAUAUGGUGGAGGAUAUGGAGCUGGCUAUGGUGGUGGACGUAGACACGGCUAUGGCUAUGGAAGAUAACGUGUUGGAAGUUACGAAAAAAGUUCACUUAAUUAAUGGCGAAAGAUUUUAUAAUGUGUUAUUUUUGUAAAUGUGCAAUCUGUAAUAUAAAUUAUUAUGUACCAU